GCGGUGAGUGCGGCGCUGGCGGCGCGCGUCUCCUCCCUUGUCUCGCCGGCCGCAGGAGCAGCGAGCGCGGCCCGCCCGGCGCCCGCCCUUCCUGCCGCCGCCGGGUCGGCUCUCCGCGCCGAGCGGCCCCGCAGCUCCCCUCGGUGGGGCCGGGCCGAGCGCCCCCGCCCCGCGCCUCCCCGUCUCUCCGGUCCCCUCCGCCCCUCCUUUGUGUCUCCCAUGGCUUUGUGUCUGGAGCUCCUGAAGCAAUGUUCAUCAUGCCUAGUGGCAUAUAAAAAGACUCCACCUCCUGUCCCACCUCGGACCACAUCAAAGCCGUUCAUCUCUGUCACUGUACAGAGCAGCACUGAAUCGGCACAGGACACCUACCUGGACAGCCAGGACCACAAAAGCGAGGUGACCAGCCAGUCGGGACUGAGCAAUUCUUCAGACAGCUUAGACAGCACCAGGACACCCAGCGUUACGAGGGGCAGCAUCGUGACUCCAGCAAGAGACACUCCAGAACUACCACAGAAAAAUGCAACUUUGAAAAGCGACAAAGGGACUCUGACGAGUGAAGAGCCUAAAGUGGAGAACGUCCCCAAACGAAAACUGUCAUCUAUAGGAAUACAAGUUGACUGCCUUCAGCCAGUGGUCAAAGAGGAGCCUCCUCCACCAGUCACCAAAUUCCAGUCCAUCGGGGUUCAGGUAGAAGACGAGUGGCGAAACAGCCACUCUCGCAGUAUGUCCUCCAAACAGGAUACAGACUCUGACACACAGGAACCCAACAACUCUAGCUGUAAAUCAUCUGAGAGAAGCGUUGCUGAGUGCCCCCAGCAUAACAACUCUGUUGGUGUUGAUACCAGUACCAGGCAACCAGCCAAGCCCUCACAGAUUAAGAGAAACCUCUCCUAUGGAGAUAACACUGACCCAGCCCUGGAGCCUUCCUCUCUCCCUCCUCCUGACCCUUGGCUUGAGACAUCAUCUGCCUCACCAUCGGAACCCACGCAGCCAGGAGCCUGCCGGCGGGAUGGGUUCUGGUUUCUGAAGCUGCUGCAGGCAGAAACAGAGCGGUUAGAGGGCUGGUGCCGCCAGAUGGACCAGGAGACCAAAGAGAACAAUCUCUCUGAAGAAGUCUUAGGAAAAGUCCUGAGUGCAGUGGGCAGUGCACAGCUACUAAUGUCACAGAAGUUCCAGCAAUUCCAUGGCCUGUGUGAGCAAAACUUGAACCCUAAUGCCAAUCCCAGACCCACAGCCCAGGACCUAGCUGGGUUUUGGGAUCUCCUGCAGUUGUCCAUUGAAGACAUCAGCAUGAAAUUUGAUGAGCUGUACCAUCUGAAAGCUAAUAGCUGGCAAUUGGCAGAGACACCGGAGAGAAAGGAAGAGAAGAAACCACCCCCUCCAGUGCCAAAGAAGCCAGCAAAGUCCAAAUCCCAACUGAACCGGGACAAAGCCUCUGAUUCAGACAAGCAGCGCCAGGAAGCUCGCAAGCGUCUCAUGGCAGCCAAGCGCGCUGCCUCUGUCCGGCAGAACUCAGCCACGGAGAGUGCAGACAGCAUCGAGAUCUACGUCCCUGAGGCACAGACACGCCUUUGAGUAAAGGGGCAGAGGAAGGAACCAUGUGGUUUUUAUAAGUCAUUAAAAAGGAAAAAAAAAAAAAGGUUCUCUCUAAACUAGUGUGAUUUAUUCAGUCUAGAGACAAUGAGCCAUCCUUGAAAAGGGCUCCUGAGUUGGCUUUUUCUCUCAGCUUUAAGUAAUGAAGAUUUUAAACAUUAAAAAAAAAAGAAAAAAAUACCCCUUGUUUUCUCACUGGCUGUGGCGGUGUUGAACGGACUGAACAGACUCCUGGAACCUCCAGCCCCUCAACUUGGAACUUCAAUCUUUUUACUUGUUCUAACUAAUGAGAAUUAUUAGCUUGUUUACAAGAAGAGGACAACAAAACAUGAAGCCUUGAGCACUUGCCAUGCUGUGUUCUUCUUCCUCUUUAGUUCUGUUCUUCCUCCUCAUCCUUUAUUUUUCCUCCUUCUGCUCCCUUUCUCCUACCCUCUGCAUGGCUUUGUUUACUGUGUUAGAAAUAACCUCUCUUCCACAGAGCUCCUGAAGAGAACACCUAUUCAGUGUGUACUACUGUUGCACUCUGCUAGCAAGCAGCCUUUCUUGGUUUUCUUUUUUGUUCUCCUUUUGAUGGGGAUAGGGGGUGGGGGGAGGACGGGUGGGCAGGGACUGGGCACUGGCUUCAUAUUCCUGUUUUAAUGAAGUGAGAGGAUGACAAUCUGUGGAAUGUAAUGCAGAGUUGCUGAAAUGCAGCCUGAAAGCAAACGUGCAAUAAGCUGGCAAAGGGGGCAGGGAUGGUGCUUGGCUGGUAGUGCCCUACCACAGGCACAGGAGGGGGGCUGAAGGACCACAGAGCAACUACAGACAUGAUCCACACAUGCUUCACUUUGAGUUUUAUUUCUCUGCCCCUCCACCCCAAAAAUUAUAUCCCCUGAGUUGCUUGUUAGAAAGAAGCUGCUAAACACUGAGGGACCUGUUUCAAAGUGGGCUGGGGCAGGGGAGGGCUGGGUGUGUGUGCUGGUGUUUCAGGGUGGGAGGACUGGGUUUUGUACAAAAAGGAAGGCAGGGGUGGCUAAAGGAAGGCUGCCUGCCUGUAUGUAUGUGUACAUAUGCACAUAUACACUUAGUAGUACCUGUACAUUUAAUUCAUACACACGUAUACAUGCCCAUACACACAGUGCAGAUGGUGUAUUAAAAGCACCUUUGUGAGGAUGGGCAUAUGUAUAGCAUAUAUUUUUACAUGUACUAUAUCUAGAUGUGUGUAAAAGUGUGUGUAAAAAUAUAUACCCUGUGUGUAAUCAGAUGACUAUUUUUUCCUUAUCUCCCUGCUCUUUGGGUAGAGAAAGGAUUGCUAAGUAUUUUUUAGCCCAUUUUCUCCUUUGUAGGCCUCCUUUUCAGUUUGGCUUCUUGAAGCCAGAGCUGUCACCACCCAAUUCUUUGCCACCCCCUUAAAAUAAGCAUUUGGUCCUAUUCUGAGUGAUCUUGCUGGGGAUUUUUUUUGUUGUUGUUGUUCACUUGCUUGAAUGAGUUGGGAGAUGGUCUGCUACUUUCAUGGGGGUGGGGGUGGAAUCCCAAAGAAGUUUCAGCGAGGGUGUUGGUGAUCCAGAAGGCAAAAAAAUAAAUAAAAGUGAAACCUUGAA
This is a messenger RNA of Phasianus colchicus (ring-necked pheasant), 3173 nucleotides long. It is a transcript of the gene DLGAP4, whose product is annotated as DLG associated protein 4. The record is from RefSeq and is a predicted model, not a curated record. Gene Ontology annotation, molecular function: molecular adaptor activity. Gene Ontology annotation, cellular component: glutamatergic synapse; postsynaptic specialization. Gene Ontology annotation, biological process: signaling. Lineage: Eukaryota; Metazoa; Chordata; Aves; Galliformes; Phasianidae.